Messenger RNA from Megachile rotundata (alfalfa leafcutting bee), 2395 nucleotides. It is a transcript of the gene APC4, whose product is annotated as anaphase-promoting complex subunit 4. Gene Ontology annotation, cellular component: anaphase-promoting complex; nuclear periphery. The record is from RefSeq and is a predicted model, not a curated record. Lineage: Eukaryota; Metazoa; Arthropoda; Insecta; Hymenoptera; Megachilidae. Gene Ontology annotation, biological process: anaphase-promoting complex-dependent catabolic process; protein K11-linked ubiquitination. Gene Ontology annotation, molecular function: protein binding.
UUUUCAAAUAUGAAGUUUCAAACAUAACGUAAAGCUAUAAUAAACAUAACCUCAAAAUAUGAUCGGUAUUCUAAUGGAAUGUUGUUGCAAAUUAAAUUUUGAUUAAAAUCAUAGAAAUGGCAGGUAGUAUGAGGCAAUUAGAAGAACGACAACUUUCAGCCGAAGUAACUCGGAUGCAAUGGUCUCCGAAAAUGGACCUGUUAGCAACCGCUAACGUUAAAGGAGAAGUUAUGUUGCACCGAUUAACAUGGCAAAGAGUAUGGCUGUUAAGUCCUCAGGAAGAAUCUGAUACUGUAGUGAACUUAGCAUGGAGACCAGAUGGAAAAUUCCUGGCUGUUUGUUAUGAAAUUUCCAAAGUAUUGUGUUUAGUGGAUAUUGAAAAUAAAAACAUAAUUCAUAGGACAAAACUUACGUUGCAAAAUGAUAUCACAUGUAUGAUGUGGUUACCAUUAACAAAUGUGGAUAAUGAUACUGUAUCAGGUGGAAACAAACCAAGCAUGCUACCAACAGGGGAAUAUCUUCCACCGUUACCCAGUUUGAACAGAAGUUUUGGCCAAGAACCUGAACGCAAAGAAUUCUUAUCUCAAACUUUAGAUAUUCUUUUUCUUGGAUUGGACAAUGGAAGUGUUGCAAUGUAUGUGUUUGGAAUAUUCUAUUGUGGUACACUUUCAGUUGGCCAUGAUCGAAUAUUAGAAAUUAGUGGUGGAUUUGGUAAACCAAUGUGGGUCACGUGGAAAGAUAACGGUGGCAUUAAAGCAAGUAGAUUAUGGUGUCCAUUGUUGGAACAAAGCACAGCAUUUUUUAAGGUAGCACAAGCUCAAGCUAACAUAGAAUAUUUGAUGGAUUAUCUUUCACGUACAUUGAUGGCAAUCUCAGAAGCAUGGGAAACAAUUCUUCUUGAAAUGGAUGAAAAGCUCGCACGAUACGCGGAAACAAAUCCGCCUGGUGGUGUUGCUGCAGAUUUUCUAGAAUUAUUAAUGAUCGGCAUACCGACGCAGAACUUAGAAAAUUUUUUAUUACGAGAUUUGACUGAAAAAGGAUUAAAAAAGUUGGGACACAGUAUUGAAAUGUGCUACAGUAAUAUACAGAAAUUGGUCUUGAAAAAUUUAACAAACGUAGGGAUGGCUUUAGUGUAUCAAUUAGCUGAAAUGAGGGGGAUGGUGAGAUUAGGUGGUCCAUAUGAAUCUCUAGGAUUUGCAAAUGAAAGUAUUAUAACUAAUGCCCUCCAUGCGUCGGAAGCUUUUCUAGCGAAAUCUUCGGAAAUUCAGCAAGUAAUAGAUCAUAGCAUGCGCGACUACAAAGCAUUCUUCCGGUGGCUAUAUGUUGUAAUACUAAGAUUAACAGACGAAAGAAUACCGCCUGAAGUAAGUCGCGUUAGUCAACAAGAAUUAACAUUUAUCGCGGAAUUUCUGCGCGGUUUUGACAAAACUGAGCCAGGCGUUGGAGGGAGGAAAGGAGUGAAUUUAGAGAAAUUAGGUCAAUAUUUACGACGUGAAAAUUUACAGACUUGUUUAACACCCGAAGGAAGCGAAUGGACAGCUAUGCUCAGUGAAAAUCAUUGUCUUCGGGAUCAUCCACUUAUCGUGAAACAAGAUCUUAAUUUCUCGCUGUUACAGUCCCAUGCGAGAUUGAUUGUCGCCGUUCAUAAUGUUUUUCGAGAAGCCUAUUCAGGCUUAGUUGAACAUUUCACGAUUACUACUAUAACUUUGGCACCAUCUGUGUCGUUUGCAUCAUCCCAGAUUACGACCAACGAUGAUGGUUUACUUGUAGCUGCAUGUGACAUGGAUCAUAAAAUAUUACGACUAUUUAGAAUCGAAUGUUCACAUACAGAGCCUGUUUCCCUAAAUUUUAAAUUGGGUACAAUAGAUAUAGAUCAUAGAUCAGAAUCAUAUUCUAAAGCUUGUGUAGAUGGAACUGUGAUUGAUUUACAGUUUUAUUCCCAAGAAUACCUCAGCUUAUUGUUGCUGAACAAACAUACUCACGCAUCGUAUCUGAUACAGUUACCAUUAAAAUGUCCUCGAAUUUUUGAAAAUCAUGAUAAAAAUGCAGUUACCUUGGCCGAACUCAUAGGUAAUAAUUGGCCGCGACCUUUUCAAGGUAUUUCUGCUCGGCGAAUAGCAGUGAGCGGUGCAAGAAAAGUUGCCGCUAUUUUGAGUGAAAGCAAUAGAAAAAUAAGAUUAUUGGAAACUGAAGUAGAACCUGAAGAUGAGGAAGAUGAGGAAGACGAAGAAGAUGGAGGUAAUGAUAGUAUGUUGGAUUCCUCGCAUGAAAAGCCUACAACUAGCUCUCAAUAAAUUCAUUAAUCGCUAAGAUUAUAUUUAAUAAAACCAUAAACGUAAUAAUAAGUAAUGAUUAUGUCCAUAUUAUAACAAUUAAAUAUUUAAUUCUGAAAUUU